AUGGUUCGUGAAAUAGUGCACAUCCAAGCUGGACAGUGUGGUAACCAAAUCGGUACAAAGUUCUGGGAAGUUGUUUCAGAUGAACAUGGAGUGGACCCAACUGGAAAAUACUUUGGAGAUUCAGAUCUUCAACUUGAAAAUAUCAACGUAUAUUUCAAUGAAGCUAUAAACAGUAGAUAUGUCCCUCGUGCUGUUCUUGUAGAUCUGGAACCCGGAACGAUGGAUUCAGUCCGAGCAGGUCAAUACGGACAACUAUUUCGUCCUGACAACUUCAUUUUCGGUCAAUCAGGUGCUGGAAACAAUUGGGCCAAAGGAUAUUACACAGAAGGACAGGAACUUUGUGAUCAAAUCAUCGAUAUCAUCAGAAAAGAAGCUGAAUCAUGCGAAUAUUUACAAGGGUUUCAGCUUGUUCAUUCUUUAGGAGGUGGAACAGGUUCUGGACUUGGAGCACUAUUAUUAAAUAAAUUACGAGAAGAAUAUCCAGAUAGAAUUUUAAAUACAUAUUCAAUUAUUCCAUCUCCAAAGGUAUCCGAUACAGUUGUUGAACCAUACAACUGUAUGCUUUCAGUUGAUCAAUUUGUUGAAGCUUCCGAUGAAGUCUUUUGCAUUGAUAACGAAGCACUUUAUGAUAUAUGCUUCCGUACACUUAAGCUUACAAAUCCAACAUAUGGAGAUCUCAACCAUUUGGUUUCAAUGGUUAUGUCUGGAACUACUUGUUCCCUCAGAUUCCCAGGUCAGCUCAACUCAGACCUCAGAAAACUUGCUGUAAACCUUGUUCCAUUCCCACGUUUACAUUUCUUCGUAGUUGGUUUUGCCCCGCUUUAUUCACGUGGAUCACAACGAUACAUUUCCAAUUCUGUUUGUGAGAUUUCAUCUCAACUUUUCGAUGCAAAGAACCUAUUGGCAGCAUGUGAUCCUCGCAGAGGUGUUUUCUUUACUGCAUCUGCACAUUUUCGUGGCCGCGUUUCCCCACUGACAGUCGAUGAGCAAUUAGCAUGCAUUCAAUCACGUAAUUCAUCUUAUUUUGUUGAUUGGAUACCAUCAAACUUCAAAUCAGCAAUUUGUGACAUACCACCACCUGGUCUCAAAAUGGCAGCUACAUUCAUUGGAAACACCACAGCAUUUCGUAAUCUUUUCAAAAGGGUUGAUUCCCAAUUCCAAAAGAUGUAUUCACGUCGAGCUUUUGUUCAUUGGUUCGUUAAUGAAGGCUUAGAUGCUGUGGAAUUCGAUGAAGCACGUUCUAACAUGGCUGAUCUAAUACAGGAAUAUGAAAUGUACGAAACGCCUGGCAUAGAACAGCAAGAAAGCGAAGAAAACGAAUAA
Trichomonas vaginalis G3 is the source of this 1323-nucleotide messenger RNA. Its product is annotated as tubulin beta-2 chain family. The transcript has a single exon. The coding region runs from base 1 to 1323 and encodes 440 amino acids. Lineage: Eukaryota; Parabasalia; Trichomonadida; Trichomonadidae. Gene Ontology annotation, cellular component: cytoplasm; microtubule. Gene Ontology annotation, molecular function: structural constituent of cytoskeleton; GTP binding; GTPase activity. The record is from RefSeq and is a predicted model, not a curated record. Gene Ontology annotation, biological process: mitotic cell cycle; microtubule cytoskeleton organization.